AGUAGUUAGCGUAUCAUGCUAAUUAGACGUGGGGGCGCGACAUUUAAAAACAAGACUCUAGUUCCAGGCGUUAUCUCGUUGCGAUCCUUUAGCAUGACCGGUCUAAGUUUAGAUUAAGUAAUUAGUGAAAUGACCUCCUCCACUCUUGUCCCAAACCUGGAACCUGGCAUAGGGAAGUCUGCAGCCAUGCUGGGGUUAUCGGCUGGACUAGGGGGUGCAGAGAUGGAGCUGCAGAAGAUGCUUAUUGAUGAGAGGAUCAAAUGUGAAAACCAUAGGACCAACUACCAGACACUAAAGGCUGAACACACCAGCCUGCAGGAUGAGUUCGCGCGGGCGCAGGGUGAACUGAAGCGUCUGCUGAGUGACAAACAGUUUCAGCAGGAAAAACUGCAGCUGCGGCUGGCGGAGCUGCGAGCAGAGUUGCUGGACAAAACCAGAGAGAUGGAUGAGCUGCGUCUACAGGUGAUGACUCCUGAGCGGCUGCAACAACUCAGAGCUCAGGUGCAGCAAGAGAUGGAGGCUCCAGUAAGAGAGAGGUUUAACAGGCUGGAAGAGGAGGCAGAGAAGUACAGGUCUGAGUACAACAAGCUGCGGUACGAGUACACCUUCAUUAGAUCCCAGUUUGAGCACCAGAGAGAAGAGCAUGCUCGUAUACUGGAGGAGAGGAGAAUCCGCUAUGAGGUGGAGAUAUCUAGUCUGGAGAAGGACAGGGAGGACCUGGUGGCUCACUAUCACAGUUCGGACUCACUGCGUGAUGGAAAGCGGGUGGAGGUUCUGCUGAGGGAGAAAGCCCAGCUCCACCAGCGGCUGAAAGGCCUGGAGGCAGAGGUGGCCGAGCUCCGAGCCCAGAAAGAAAACUCGGGCCAGCAGGCCGAGAACGUCCAGCGCAUCCAGAUCAGACAGCUGACCGAGUCUCAGGCAGCAGUGAAAUCGCUGGAGGCAGAAUGUCAGUCCCUCCGUCUUCAGCUGGAGCGAAUAGAGAGCGAGCUUCAACUGAGCAAUGAGCAGAACAGUCAGCUCACCAUACGACUGCACAAAGCUGAACGAGAAGUCAACUCCCUCACCAGUCAGACUGAAAGCCUGAAGCAUUCACAUAAACUGGAGAUUGCCAGUAUCAAGCUGGACUGUGCUCGCUCUAAAGGGGAGGUGGAGAGGGAGAGAGACACACUGCAGGGGCAGAUUGAUGGUCUGCAGACAGAUGUGGAGGUGCUCAAGGCGGCUAUGGAUAGACACAAGGAGGUUCUAGUAGAAAAAGAGAGGGAGAUAGUCAGGAAAGUGCAGGCUGCCAGGGAUGAGGAGUUCCACAAAAUAGCGACCCUGCAUGAGGAAAAGUUGGAGUUGGAGAACCGCGUGGCAGCACUGGAACAACAGAGGGCGCUGCAGGAUGCUUCCGGACAGUCUCUGAAGGAGGAGAGGGAGGAGCGCCUACGUAGCGCUCAGCAAGGCGAAGAGUCGGCCCGCAGAGAACUGCAGAACCUGAGAACUAAAAUACAGCAGCAGAGCUCACAGCUGGAGGAGCUUGAGAGACAGAAAGCAGAGAUUGCUGACCUACAGAGGCACAACCAGGAGCUUGGUGUCCAGCUGGGGGCGCUGUCACACUCUGAAAGUGACCUGAUGGCGUCAAAUGAGCGACUGAAAGAAUCACUGGACAGAGUCAGGGAGGAGCUGAGGGUAGCGCGGUCCCAGGCCGAGAGGAGCCAACACGAGGCUGAGAGGUUGGUGGAAGACCGUCAGGUGGAGUGGUUGGAGGAGAAACACAAGCUGCAGGAGCGAGAAGCUGAGCUGCAGCAGAAAUAUUCUCAGGUCAAAGAGAAACUGCAGAGGGCAGCAGCGGCUCAGAAAAAGAGGAAAAACCAGACACAAAACAAAGAGAGGAGACUGCAGGAUAAGAUCCAGCUGCUGGAGGCCAAAAUUGAGGAGCUGGAACUGGAAGCCGCUGCAGCUAAAAAACGUUCUGCAUUCUCAGAGGAGCAAGCUCAACUCCACCGACAGUUGAAGGAGCUGCAGCGACGACACAAUGAGUUUCGCCGCCUCCUCCUCGGAGGCCAAGGUCCUUUCAGUGGAGGCCCUGCACUUCUGACCUCCUCACUUACUCCCUUCCCCCUCAUUGGGUCCGAGGUGCCGUUAUUUAACGACCCGGAGGGUGAGUUCUCUCUGCUGCGUCGGAGGCUGGAGAAUCUAGAAAGUGCUCAGCAGCAGCAGCUGGAAGAACUGGGAUCUCUGGUGCAAAAGGAUCGGGAUGCAACUUCCCAGCCAGACCUCUGACCCCCUACAACACAUCCCAGAGGAUGUUUUUAUGAAAAUAAAAACAUUUAUUGGUACACCAUAAAAAUGGAGUGAGGGGACUGAUAUUGUUUACAUGUCUCCCGAAUGAUGCAAUGCAUUGUCACCUUAAAAAAAAAAACUUGUGUUCUCAGGGUUCAAUUUUGUAUUGAGACAUAUGUUUAUAUGGGUUAUUAAGCCAUUGUAAUGUUUAUACUGAGGUGCUGUUAAAACAGUAAAAACUGUAAAUUACACAUUGUAGAGACUGUCAAUGUGAUUUUUCUCUUGAACUGUAAUGAAACAAUAAUUAACA
This is a messenger RNA of Melanotaenia boesemani (Boeseman's rainbowfish), 2575 nucleotides long. It is a transcript of the gene cep83, whose product is annotated as centrosomal protein 83. The coding region runs from base 130 to 2265 and encodes 711 amino acids. The record is from RefSeq and is a predicted model, not a curated record. NCBI's taxonomy places the organism in Eukaryota, Metazoa, Chordata, Actinopteri, Atheriniformes, Melanotaeniidae. Gene Ontology annotation, cellular component: centrosome. The transcript is spliced from 16 exons.